AUGGAUCAAAAUAAUGCAGCUUUCCCACCACCUCCUUUUUGGUAUAAACGAGGUUUAAAAACUCCUCCUAACCCGCCUAUUGAAGGCGAAUUUUCUAUGUUUGGCAGGGUUUUCACUACAAAAGAAGCCCCCUUAAGAAUUGAAGCUGAAAACUUUGUCCAAAUGAUCCCUGAGACUGAGCUGCAAGAUCCUGCGACUUUUAAUAAAGAAACUCUCUUAAGACUGGAAUAUACAUUAUACCAGUCUGCUUUGAAUUUAAUUAAAACUCUUGCAGAAUCCCCUAUGGAUGCUCCAGGGAAAUUCAAAGACUAUGAACAGAUCAUCUUAAAUUUUUAUCAAUUGAUUUAUUGAAUGAGACCUACACAGUGUAUGGUAGAAAUUAAAAAUAGGCUAAGAGAUCAAAUUAGUGAAAAAGAAAAAGAAAAGCAAGAGCUUAAAGAAGUUUUGGAAAAUAUGCUGCAGGUAACUAGCGAUAUUGAAAAUAUUAAAUUAGUGUAA
This is a messenger RNA of Blepharisma stoltei, 498 nucleotides long. NCBI's taxonomy places the organism in Eukaryota, Ciliophora, Heterotrichea, Heterotrichida, Blepharismidae. The record is from the annotation of a GenBank genome assembly.